GUUCGAGUCCUGGCCACACUUUACCUACUUCAAUAACUUGGUGCAGCUUAUAAAUCAAACCAAUCAAUUAAACCUUCACAAGACGGAGUUCAGUUUAAGUUCCUAUAAUGGCGUCUCCGACGGAAUCCCACCUAAACAAUCUUGAUGGUGACCAAAAAGAAGAAGAUGAGAGCUUCCUUUAUGCCGGGCAACUCGCAAAUUCACUUGUGCUGCCCAUGGCCAUGCAGACAGCCAUUGAGCUCGGCGUUUUUGAGAUUCUAGCUAAAGCAGGUCCUGGAGCCAAGCUCUCCUCCUCACAGAUUGUGGCAAAGAUGCCCACCACCAAUCCUGAGGCACCCCAGAUGCUGGACCGCAUCCUCAGGAUGCUGGCAAGUCAUUCCGUGGUAAGAUGCUCUGCUGGUGCUGAUGACACUGGGGCUUUUCAGAGGCUCUACGCUCUUUCGCCUGUGUCUAAACAUUUUGUUCCUGACGAAGAUGGGAUCUCGUUCGGCCCUAUGAUGGCUUUGCUUCAAGACAAGGUCUUCGUAGAUAGCUGGUUCCAACUGAAAGGUGCGAUUCUUGAGGGAGGAAUUCCAUUUGAUAGGGUUCAUGGCACGAAUGCUUUCGAAUAUCCUAGUUUGGACCCCAAGUUUAAUCAGGUUUUUAACAAAGCUAUGCUCAACCAUACUACAAUGGUUAUUAAGAAGAUCCUCGAGUGCUACAAGGGCUUCGAGACACUCAAGCAAUUGGUCGAUGUUGGUGGUGGUCUUGGAGUUGCUCUCAACUUAAUUACUUCCAAGUAUCCCCAUAUUAAGGGCAUUAAUUUUGACUUGCCUCAUGUUGUACAGCAUGCCCCAUCUUAUCCAGGUGUGGAACAUGUAGGAGGAGAUAUGUUCAAAAGCGUUCCUAAAGGAGAUGCAGUAUUUAUGAAGUGGAUACUUCACGAUUGGAGUGACGAACACUGCGUGAAGCUUCUGAAAAACUGCUAUGCAGCAACUCCAAAUGAUGGGAAGGUAAUAGUUGUGGAGGCAGUUCUUCCAAAGAUGCCAGAGGUUAGCACUUCCAUGCGGUGCACCUCACAACUUGAUGUGCUUAUGCUGACUCAAAACCCAGGAGGAAAGGAAAGGACUGAAGAAGAAUUCAUGGCCUUGGCAACCAAAGCCGGAUUCAAAGGCAUCAGAUAUGAAUGCUUUGUUUAUAGUUUCUGGGUCAUGGAGUUUUUUAAAUAGUCGAUUGCUUUCUUGUAAUAUUUGGAAAUGCAUCUCAGAACAUUGAAAUUAAAGGUCACUAAAGGUAAGUUGCCGUGAUAGUUUUAAAUCGAUCGUAA
Messenger RNA from Carya illinoinensis, 1306 nucleotides. RefSeq names its product caffeic acid 3-O-methyltransferase-like. Gene Ontology annotation, biological process: methylation. The coding region runs from base 108 to 1208 and encodes 366 amino acids. Lineage: Eukaryota; Viridiplantae; Streptophyta; Magnoliopsida; Fagales; Juglandaceae. The record is from RefSeq and is a predicted model, not a curated record. The transcript is spliced from 4 exons. Gene Ontology annotation, molecular function: S-adenosylmethionine-dependent methyltransferase activity; O-methyltransferase activity; protein dimerization activity.